Molecule: messenger RNA, 2493 nt
Organism: Metschnikowia bicuspidata var. bicuspidata NRRL YB-4993
Lineage: Eukaryota; Fungi; Ascomycota; Pichiomycetes; Serinales; Metschnikowiaceae
Exons: 1
Coding region: 1-2493 (830 amino acids)
Biological process (GO): retrograde vesicle-mediated transport, Golgi to endoplasmic reticulum
Source: RefSeq, a predicted model, not a curated record
AUGUCUUCUACGUCUGCUCUCGCCCUGGCAGAUGCCUGUCUUUUGGUCUUGGUUUCGGGUGCCAUAGUGAAACACCCCGAGCAUAUUGGACGCGUUUUUCCACCACUUAUUGCCGUUUCCAAAUCUCCCAAAACUUCUUUCACGACAUCGGAAAACCUCUUGAGGCUCCUAUUGACAUGUCCGAGCCCAAUUUCCGCGGAUAUCGAUGAAAUCUCUGAUCUCGCUGGCACCUUGAUUCACGCAGAACAAAAUAUUGAUCUUUCUGAACCCGAUUUAAUUGAAGACAUGGAGAGCUUGUCACUGUGGAUUACUAAAGAAUUUGAAAUCCUGGCAGCUGAAAACGAGGACGCAAUCGUGCAAACUGCCAAAGAUUUAGUGGUGUUCUUGGCCACAAAGUCUCACCUGCUCUCCUUCACAAUGGACAGGAAUUUGACUGACCCUUCACGUUCUCUCUUUGAUUUUGUGAAAGCAAAGUGUCUCCAAAUGGCUCAAUAUUACGAGGACGUGAUAUCUGUGGCGGAAUCCUUUAAGUCUUUACAGAACCAUGGCCCGUUUGAGGCAUGGUAUCACGGCAUUAUACAACCGUACAGCUACUUCCACCAUAACUAUGCUGCACUCGCAAAUACUGGCACCCCUGAAAUUACGUAUUUGUCCUUGGAGACUUACAGUGACAUGUUCGGCUUCCUUGUGACACCACUUGAACACCGCGAGGAUGUGUUGAUGUCGAAAUUAUCACCGCGUGCCUACUUUUCGAAUGUCAUUCUCCCAUUGGCCGUAUACUACGACAAUGAUUUGAGCUUAAUUUCGGAGUGGUUGAGCCAGAAUUACUCUUCAUGUGAUACGCUGUCUGAGUUUGAAUUGUGGGAUGAGAUUUUAAGAACCACUCUCAGCUUCCGUAAUUAUGAGGGAGAGUCAUUUACUAAAGCCAGUUAUGACAAGACGCUUCGCUUGUAUGUAUACGCCUGCUUCUACUUUGGUAUCUGUACGAGCGAACAUUUGACCCCUUAUGCUCGGACUAAGAUUCAGAUGCAGAUCAAAGAUACUCUCGUGUAUCUUGUGGAGAUGCUUGGAGGGACCAAUAUUCCCAGCUCACUGGAUCAAGCACCGCUCGAUUUCCCAGACUUCAAAUCUCUCGAAGAUUUUGCCGCUAGCCCACCCGAGUUUGUGCGCAAGAUUGUAGAGGGUGACCUCAACGAAUGUCUCAGCUACGGGCUCCAAGUUUUCUCCACAUGUUGCUCGUUGCACACAUUGAACCAGCUCACAGUCAAAAGAUUUUUUUUCUUAAAAUCACAGGCCGCCUCGGAAACUAAAUGGUUUCACAAGGAAGUCAUGCAGAUCUUCUCUGGUGCUGAUAGCUUGAACUAUGAUCAGAUCAUGAACACUUUAGAUGUGUUUUCCGAGUCCUUCCUAUCACAAAGCAUAGAUACUUUGAAGGAGCUUGACCGGCUUGUAUUUGAGAACUUCGUUCAAACUGAGAAUUUUGAAAACGCAUUGGAGUAUCUGAACGCGCUUUCCACUGAACGCAAAUUACACACAGAUGUGGCUUUCCUAAUAGUGAACCGGAAAUUCUGGGAGUUGUACGAAAAUGCCUCUAAUCUAGAUGAUAGGAUCGGAAGGUUGAAGAUCGCAACGCGUUGUCUUGGGAUCCUUGAAAAUUUUUCUACGCAAAAAGACUUAUCCGAAGCAAACCGUGCAACUGUGGUGAAAAUUAAACAUUUGUUAAAAGCUAUUCAUAGCCUCAAAAACUUCAAGUUGGUUAUUGUGAGAAACCAGCCAGUCACGCCUAAACAAAUCUUAGACACAGUAUUGUCGUCCAACACCGAAGAGAAGUACCCACAGUUCGCCAUUAUUUCCAUGGUGUUGGAACAGAACCCAAAAUCAUACCUUGCGCACGAAAGGUUAUAUAAGAUUGUGAACGAUUUGGCCAUUUACGCAGAUUUAGAUGUGAGCGUCGUGAGCUUCCCCAGAAUCCAGUCUGCAUGCGUGGAAUCGGCAUUAAUCGAUGGAAAUUUCGAUUUCGCAUACAAACAAGCAAAGGCGUUAGUCACUUUUUAUGUCGAUUCUAAAAACACAAAGAACCUCUGCGACAUUUGGCUAACAUUCUAUCAAGUCGGGAAGUACAUUUCGCCGGACUGGUUUGGGGACUACGAUGCCAAAAUCCAAGAGGAGAGAAUCAAGGUUUUGAUAGAGCAGCGCGAGAUUCUUUCGCUAGCGAUAAAGUACACCAAGCCCAGUGAAUUCACCACAGACAAUAGCAGGCUUCUCGUGGGUCAGUUCAGGCAUGUAAACAUGGAGAUCAAGAAAUGGCAUGAAGAGGCUGAUCUUCAUCGCAGCGAGGAAGUGCGAGACGCGUUCCAAUCUACACAGAAACAGAUUCAGGAUAAUUUGUCAGAUCUUUUGAAUGAGGCCUCUCACUCCCAGAAACAAGCGAGCGAGAAAAUAUCCAAUCUUUUUGUUUCUGGUUUGGGUUGGGCCAUAGGCGCCAAACGGUGA